This is a messenger RNA of Lepus europaeus (European hare), 3973 nucleotides long. RefSeq names its product ribosomal RNA processing 15 homolog (gene RRP15). Lineage: Eukaryota; Metazoa; Chordata; Mammalia; Lagomorpha; Leporidae. The record is from RefSeq and is a predicted model, not a curated record. The transcript is spliced from 5 exons. Gene Ontology annotation, cellular component: preribosome, large subunit precursor. Gene Ontology annotation, biological process: maturation of LSU-rRNA; maturation of 5.8S rRNA. The coding region runs from base 90 to 1013 and encodes 307 amino acids.
ACGUUUCCCCAAUCUACGUUCCGGCAGGAUCCAGCUCCGAAACCCCAGGCAGGCUGGCCCUGCCGCGGAACCGCUGUCUGCGGAACUACAUGCGGAAGUUCCUUUUGUUGUCCCCGGACUCAACUCUGAAGGGUACUUCCGGUGAGAGAAAAAUGGCUGCGGCCAUUGCGAACUCACGUGUGAGUGCGGGGAAAAAGCUGAAAAAUUCGCUAAAGAAGAAGAAGAAGGUGAAAAUGAUUGCCAAAGUCAUAGCAUCUGAGCUGGAAGAGGAGGUGAAAGAUGCUUCCGACAGUGGAGGAUCUAUAGGAAGCUGUGGAUCAGAAAAGGGUCAUUUUUCUGAUGAUGAAGCAAUAGAUGCUGACAAUGAAGAUGAUGCUGAACCCUGUGACAAAGAAAAUGAAAAUGCUGGAGAAUCAUGUGCUGGAACUAAUAUGGGUUGGGCAGAUGCCAUGGCUAAAAUCCUCAACAAGAAAACGCCUAAAAGUAAACCUACCAUUCUAGUCAAAAAUAAAGAACUAGAAAAGGAAAAAGAAAAGUUAAAGCAAGAAAGACUUGAGAGAAGAAAACAGCUUGAUAAGAGGCGGGAGUGGGAAAUGAUGUGCAGAGUAAAGCCAGAUGUUGUCAAAGACAAAGAAACAGAGAGAAAUCUUCAGAGAAUUGCAACGAGGGGUGUGGUGCAGUUAUUUAACGCUGUCCAAAAACAUCAAAAGAACGUUGAUGAAAAGGUUAAAGAAGCUGGAGGCUCUAUUAGAAAGCGUGCUAAAUUGAUAUCAACUGUUUCUAAGAAAGAUUUCAUCAGUGUUCUGAGAGGAAUGGAUGGAACUGCAAAUGAGAAAAGUUCAACUGAGAAGAACUCAAAAGCCAAACAGACUAAAGCGAAAUCAGAAGAGAGCCCAGGUUGGACAAUCCUACGUGAUGAUUUCAUGAUGGGAGCAUCUAUGAAAGACUGGGACAAGGAAAGUGAUGGGCCAGAUAACAGCAGACCAGAAUCUGCAAGUGACUCUGAUGUGUAAAAUAAUAGAGGCAACAUAGUUUUCAGUUUAUUUUUCCUACAAAGAUACUCUGUCCUCCGACAGUUUGGGAAUUAUAAUGAUACCAUUUGUAAGAAAGCCAAAAGACUUACUAGCUUUGAUGUUCCCCCUCUACAUGUAAACUUUGUUAAAAUUGUAUUUUCAACUUUUGUAUAAUUUUAGGCAUUGUUCCUCAAAACAUUUGCAACAAAAAAUACAUCCACUUGAUCAGCAAGAUCCACAUUGUGCCAGUAUGGUCAGAUGUUUACAGAUUGGUCAUUCUGUGCUGGGUUCUUUCAGUGUCACCAGUGUUGCUAGACAUGCAAUGCCAAUUCAUAAGUAAAAUGAACUCUUUGAAGUUAAUAUUUCUCUGCCUUCCAAUUUAGAGACUGUUUGUUUGUAGCUUUUGGGAAUGAUGAAUAUUUUUGUCUGUUUUAGUUAGCUAUUGAGAAACCUGUGCAUAAAAUUAAUAUUUUUGAUUUUGUGCGAUGAAUUUAAUUUUGUCUGAUAUUUAAAAAUACUAGAUCUCUACUUUUAUAUUUCCUUUUAUAUACUAAGUAAUAUAAAUAAGUACUUAACAUUUAGAAUUUUUUUUCAUGAAAGAUUUAUUGAGACGGAAAUUUUCAUGUGUAUAUUAUGCAAGAGACUUGCUUUCUUAGGAAACAUAUUUGAUAUGUUCUAAUCUCUCUCUUUUCAUCUCCCAAAACAUUUGAGUUAGUUUAAAUUCUUUUUUUCAUGGACAACCUAAGCCAUGAAAUGAUGGAGUUAGGUACCAGGUAAUUUUGCAUCAUAAUAUUGCAUCUGAUUUGAGACUUCAUUGCAUAUUGUUUCUUUAAAUGUUAUUAAAUUGGGUGACUUUCAGUAUCAAGUUGUGAAAUAAAAACAGAAGAAAAAAGUAAGACUGUUUAAUAUUAUUCCAAAAUUCUUGUGAAACUCAGCUCCAGAUCACAAGUUUGUAAGGGAAUUAUUUAUUAAUGUGAGUUGUUCUUCUUCGACAAUGAUCCAUCCCUUUCUCCAUCAUUUCCAUAAGAAAAAUAGUUCCCUCCUAUCACUCGGUUGUACAUACUUGCAUCUAUUAUAUAUUGAAAGGAUAAUUUUCUCCCAAAACAACGUGCUAAAGCAUAAAUGUUUAUAUUUUUAAGCCCAUUUGAGUGUUACCAGUAUUAUGUGGCUAACAUUAAAUUAGUCCAUGGCCUGGUAUUUGUUAUCUUGAAGAAAGGUAGACACGCAAAAUAUAAAGUGGUUAAAACAGCAAAGCUCAAAAUACAUUUUGUAUUUGUCCCAACUUCUGAACAUCAGUAUCUUGUUAAAUUAUAGAACUGCCAUCUUGUCACUUUAAUAUGAAUGAAAGCGAUCAGGUAUUCCUCAGUGUUAAUACAGGAGUGCUCAGUAUCAUAAUAGAUAAUAUUUUAGUGUAUCCUAACUCAUAGGUAAUUUGGGGAAAAAAUAUGUAAAACCUAAACACUCAUUUUUCAACAGGACUAAAUAUUAAACUUUAUAUUUUGUUAUUAAGUUCUUGGGUCAUCAUACAAAAAGUUUGCAAAAUUUUUCCUGAAUAAAUAAAAUAAAUUAAAUAAAUAAAUAAAUAAAAUUUUCAGUUUUAUAUUAUACCAGUGGAUAUCAGUUAUAUGAGAAGGCUGUGAAGCAUAUAUGAAUUACAUGAAAUAAUUUUUGUCAUAUAGAUAUCUUCUAUAAGUAUUUCUGCAUCUUGGAUAUAAAAAUAAAUAUCACCAUGUGCUAAAUAUAAAUCUAAGAGCAAGCCUGUUAUUUGAGAAACUGUAUCUUUAUGUGAAUGUUUUAGUAGUCUAACUCUGUCCAUUCUACCCUAUAUACUUCACCUGCAAUAUUAUUUUUUGGCAUCAGUGAGAUAAAUAAUUGUGAUGAGUCUCUGCGUUAUCUUUAAAUUCUCUAAGGGGAAAAAGGUAAGAACUUCAUUCCUACCACCCACGCCUCCAUUUAACUAAACAUAGCAAUAUUAGGAUUUUUUUCUUCCUGAUGUUAGAUUCUUUUGGGAUUGUAUUUAGGAACUACUUUGAAUCUACUCUCUUUGUAUUAGUGUUACAUUACAUGAGAAUUGAUGAGAAAAUAAAACAGAGUCUUAUAAGUAAAAAAAAUAAAGUAAUAUAGUAGUGAAGGCUGGGGUGGAUAUUCUAAGCAUUUAGCAUAGUUUAAUGUUGGUUACUAAUUGUUUUUAGGUAUUGAAAUUUGAAACUCAGACUAUUUAGUACUGAAAAUAGCUAACAUAUCUUAGUAAUUUAGCUCUUUAGUAUAAAGUUGGUAUACAGAAUUUAUUUUCAGUUUACCUAGAAUUCUGUGUUAGAUAUUCAACAUAUUGCAAAAUAUACCUUGGAAACCCUUUAGAUAGAAUGGUUCAGAGGUUAUCUGCAGUACAUAGACCCUAAAAUCACUUAGUAGAAAGUUCUGAAAGGUUUGUUUGAGGGAAGGUCGAAGUAUUUAAAAAUAUUUUGUCUCAGCAGAUCAGAAAAGAAAGGAAUAUUUAAAUUUUGGGAAACCUUUUAGGGCUUUUCAAUCAAUAUAUGUUGUACAUAUGGCUAUACUUUAUAUUCAGUGGCUACCAAUUAAAUAAAUGCUGCUGCCUGUGCUGGUCUUUACAUGAUGUGAGUACAGUACUUAACUAUAAAGUCAUUGGAUUACAAUUUUUAGAUGCCUGAUGAUGACCUAGCAAAACAUAACUAUGACAGAGAAGGUUAAAGUAUGGACACAGACAAACUAAAAACAAAUUGUGUUGCUACACAAUUAUAAGAUCUAAGAAAAUGCAAUAAAGGAAUUUCAAGGAGCAAGUACAUUUCUGUGGAAAAGUUUUUUGGAGAUCAAAUAAGUAAGCUGGCACUUUUGUAUCAUAUGGGUAACUUUUUUCCUCCUUAUGUGUGUUUUUGUUACUUUUGUGAAAAUAAAUGUUGGAAGAAUCCUAAGUAAAAUGGGAAAUCAUUUGUUUUUUGUUU